AUAACAAAAGUUAAAAAAAAUUAUGGAGGGGAAAAAAGGUAAGAUUGGGCUGUGUUGAGGUCCCAUUGUGUGGGCGUGGCCCCCAAAAGGUUGGGCCUUUAUUUACUAUUCUCCAUCUUCGGAAGCAACAGAGGCGUUUACGGAAAUCCUUCAGCAGCUCAAACAUCGACCUCAGUAAAGUAGCUCCUUUGCUACGGUUGCCUUGUCGAUUUUAUGGCGCAGCAGGAAGAAGAAAGGGGAGAGAGGUCAAGAGUUCCGGUCCAUAUUCAGUGAUUAUCCGGGAUCAAAAUCUGUUAUUUGCACAAUGAGUGGUUUAAACUCAUUCGUCAAAACUGGCGAGAGACAUGAAGAUAUGGCCGGCAUUCCUAACGUCAAGGUCACUCAUGGGCUUAAUGAACAUCAAGUUGCCUUGCAUUCUAAUGCUGGCUUCGGUAAAUUAAAAGGGGACGGUGAAGACCUCCGGACUGCCGGAGUGAAAAAUUGUCCCGAGGGCUUUCUUGUACAAGGCAUAUCAUGCACCCAGGAGAGGGCUGAAUUUAAGGAAGCGAGCAUGAUAGCACAAGGGAGUGCAGCCGUUGCUGAAGUAAAGGAAGAGGUUGACAAGCUCUCAGAGAAGGUUUCUUCUCUGCAAGCUGCUGCAGACAGUGGAGUCAAGGUUGACGCCAAGGAUAUCUUAUAUGUGACUGAGAUGCUGAUGAGACAGUUGCUCCAAUUGGAUGGCAUUGAAGCGGAAGGAGAAGCUAAGGUGCAGAGGAAGAUGGAGGUGCAUAGAAUUCAGAGUUUUGUGGAAACAAUGGAUUAUCUUAAGUCAAGAAACUUAGAUCCCUUCUGCAAGGUAGAUGGUGAUCAUGUGUCCUUGACCACUAAAUGGGAGACAUUUGAGCCUGAUUGGGGGAAUGCAACUAUACCACCCUCCCUGGCGGCGUCUUCUUCCCCUAACACACAGGCACAGCCCUCUCCUACUCCUAACCAAACCCUCGAACAUACGCCCACUAUUACAAGUUCCAGCCCCUCGGCUGAAAUAUCUUCCAUCUCUUCCCAGAUCCAAUCUUCUACCCACAAGCCUGUGAAACUUGCUGCCUCUACUAUGGCGUCUUCUUUUAUCCCUUCUCCUGUUCUGUCUUCCCCCUCCUCCUUCAAUAAUAUCCAAUCUUCAAACCCUGUGCCAGUGCAACUGUUUGCACCUAUACCUUCUUCUGCGAAGGUAACAGAGGAAUGGGUACAAUUUGAUUAGAUAUGAUGAUGGUUCACACUUGUUUAUUGGUAUGAUGGUUAAUUCGAGAUAGAGGGCAUGGCUGCUUGUGCUGUGGUUAGGCGAUUAUAUAUAUAUAUAGAUGAUAUGAUAUAACCAUGUAGCUCCCUCUGGCCUAUGGGAGUAAGAUGGCUGUGAAAGAUGAGAAAGACACGGGACAGGUAAAGGGAUCUUCUUCCUAUUGGCCUUUCAGACCAAAUGCUUGACUGAGUUGAAUAUGUACAAGGCGAGAGCGUGCUUAUUGAGAAGUAGGCUUUUGUUUCAUCGGAUGCUUAGACCAGUUAUGUCACCCUGUUUUAAAGGAUAAACCUUAUGUCUCUACCCAUCAACGUGCUUAGUAUAUUUGAUUAAUAGUUAUUAAUGAAUUUAAGCUAUUUUGUUGCUUCUUUCGUUCGAUCUUCUAUUUGUCCCCUGCAGCUAAGCUGGCCUAGGGGUUACAUAUAUCCAUUUGACAUUCGUGCUUUGUCCUGCCAAUGCCAUAGUUAGGACACACCCAU
Molecule: messenger RNA, 1749 nt
Organism: Andrographis paniculata
Lineage: Eukaryota; Viridiplantae; Streptophyta; Magnoliopsida; Lamiales; Acanthaceae
Product: BAG family molecular chaperone regulator 4-like
Exons: 5
Coding region: 305-1234 (309 amino acids)
Biological process (GO): protein stabilization
Cellular component (GO): cytoplasm
Molecular function (GO): adenyl-nucleotide exchange factor activity; protein-folding chaperone binding
Source: RefSeq, a predicted model, not a curated record